AUUGAAAACCACUAACCUCUUUUUGUAAUGAACCAAAUCAAGCAAAUCCACGCACACACCCUCCGCCAAGGCACACUCUCCCUCCAACUCCUCAUUCAAAAACUCCUCAACCUCCACCCUCCAAACCUCUCUUACUCCCACUCUCUCCUCCUCAACUCCCCCUCCACCUCCUCUUUCCCCUUCAACAAGCUCCUCCAAUCCUACUCCCGCCAUGGCCCCUUCUCCCAAGCCCUCUCCCUCUUCACCCAAAUCCCCUCCCCAAACCUCCACUCCUUCACCUUCCUCUUCUCUGCCUGCGCCUCCUUCCUCCGUCCCCUCGCUGGCCAAUCCCUCCAUGCCCACCUCAUCAAACUCGGUUUCCCCUUAGACCCGUUUGUCGCCACCUCAAUCAUUGACAUGUACUCCAAAACCGGUCUCCUCCAACAUGCCCACAACCUCUUCGAUGAAAUCCCCCAGCGGGACACCGCCUCGUGGAACUCGCUCAUUGGCGGGUACGCGAGAAAUGGUAAUAUGGGCAUCGCCCGGGAUUUGUUUGAUGCGAUGCCGACAAGGAAUGUUGUUUCGUGGACGACGAUGGUUUCAGGAUAUGCGCAGAAUGGGCUAUAUCUGGAGGCGGUGGAGGUGUUUUUGAAAAUGUGGAGGGAGGAAGGGGAGGUGAUGCCGAAUGCGGUGACGGUGGCGAGCGUGCUCCCGGCUUGUGCGAAUGUGGGGGCACUGGGUUUGGGGAUGAGUGUUGAUGAGUAUGCGAGGAGGGAGGGGUUGAUUGAGAAUGUGUUUGUGAGGAAUGCGCUUGUGGAGAUGUAUGGCAAGUGCGGGAGUAUCGAGAGGGCGAGGAGGGUGUUUGAGGAAAUGGGGAGGAGUGGGAGGAGGAAUUUGUGCACGUGGAAUUCGAUGAUUAUGGGGUUGGCAGUGCAUGGGAGGGCGGGAGAGGCACUAGAGCUCUUCGAUGAGAUGAGAGCAAGAGGAUUCACACCUGACGAUAUCACAUUCGUCGGCGUUCUUCUAGCAUGCACUCACGGAGGACUCGUACACCAAGGACAGAACUUCUUCAAAUCAAUGGAAAAGGACUUCUCAAUAACACCCAAACUCGAACACUAUGGUUGCAUGGUCGAUCUCUUAGGACGCGCUGGACUUUUAAACGAAGCAUAUAACCUCAUCAAAACAAUGCCAAUGGAACCGGACUCAGUCAUAUGGGGAGCUCUGCUUGGAGCUUGCAGUUUCCAUGGAGAAAUCAAGUUGGCAGAAAUAGCAGCUGAGUUUCUCUUCAAGCUUGAGCCAUGGAAUACAGGGAACCAUGUGAUUCUUUCGAAUAUAUACGCUUCAUCAGGGAAGUGGAAUUCUGUUGCUGAAGCUUGGAGACUGAUGAGGGGUAAGCAACAGAAGAAGGCAGCUGGUUAUAGCAUUAUUGAGUUAGACGGGAUCAUGCAUAAGUUUCUUGUGGAGGAUAAAUCACAUCCAGAGUAUAGGGAUAUUUAUUUGUUGUUGAGUGAGUUGAUGUUUAUCAUGCGAAGGCAAGUUGAUGAUGAGUUCAACUUGGAUUGUGGAGAUUGAGAGCUAUGACUAGGUGUCGUUGAAAGGGAUUCAAGCUAAGGCAAUGUAUCGGCAAUGGGGAGUCAAAUUC
Asparagus officinalis (garden asparagus) is the source of this 1621-nucleotide messenger RNA. RefSeq names its product pentatricopeptide repeat-containing protein At5g08510. NCBI's taxonomy places the organism in Eukaryota, Viridiplantae, Streptophyta, Magnoliopsida, Asparagales, Asparagaceae. Gene Ontology annotation, biological process: RNA modification. Bases 28 to 1551 code for a protein of 507 amino acids. The record is from RefSeq and is a predicted model, not a curated record. The transcript has 2 exons. Gene Ontology annotation, molecular function: protein binding; RNA binding.